AUGCAACUUCUUUAGAAAGUCUUCCUGCACCAAUCAUAACUAUAUUAUUACAGCACUUCUCCAUUGAGCUUUAUUAUAAAACUUUGUCCCUUCCAUCUAUCAAGGAAAUCCACAAUUAUUAUUACUUUUACCUAAGUGAAACUACUUGAAAUAUCUUUGAAUGUUUUACUUGCUAGCUUGUUAGUGCAUCUCUAACUCUUAAUCACUUUUCUAUUAUUGCAAUUGAAAUGCUCAGCAUUACUCCAAUCUAGAGUUGAAUUCUCAAAUGUUUCCAAAGAGUAUAGCUGCCAUUGCUUCAGGUUGCCGAAGUAAAUGGAAUCCCCAAUGAUAAGGCUCUAAGGCUCAGUUGAGUUUAGAACUAGAUUUGGGACUAUUGUAUUCUUGUUGCUGUUUAUACAAAUCAAAUCUUUAGUUUCAGAUGUUAAUGGUUAUCUCACACAAAGAUGA
This is a messenger RNA of Stylonychia lemnae, 447 nucleotides long. The record is from the annotation of a GenBank genome assembly. Lineage: Eukaryota; Ciliophora; Spirotrichea; Sporadotrichida; Oxytrichidae.